CAGCAUUCUAGUUUCCAAGGUCAUGUAUUUUGUCCGCUAUUCAGCGUUCUACUUCCUGAGAUCGUUGGAACGCUUUCGCGUUUGAGGUUUCUGCGGAGCGCUGGACCCUAUGAUGUCAUACUAUGAGAUCACAACGCGUGACACGCGCCAGACUUUAACAACCUACACCCUCGAACCCUUGGCUCUCAAACUUACCAACCUGUACUAUCUACAGUCACCCAGAAACCGUGUUACCACAGCUAGAUCAUUCAUCAUCUGAACAACAGCCGUCAUGUCCAGCUCAACCUUCCAAUCAUUUUCCACAUCCUCGUCCAGCACAACCAUCAACGGCCAAACAACCUCGAAAUCCGAACAAACCUACACGGACCCCAGUGGUACCCGCACUCAGCGCACACAUCAGGCACCAGGUGAAGCGCCUCGUGUCGAGCGAUUUGAAACAGAUGCUGCAGGCAGACAGCUAGAGGACCCUAGACAAGCGGAUGCGAAGCGGAUACAGGAUGUGACAGAGGAGGAGGAUGCCAAGACAAAAGGGAGGCAGUAUGAGGAGAGGAUGGGGGACGAGUAUGCUAAGAGGGAGGGUGGUGCUUGAGUCACGUGCAAUGUCAGUUGUCUGUAAGAAGACACGGCAUUAUGAUGGUAUUGUCAACCUACAAGCUAAUACAGAGCGCCUCUUACUACUUGCAAAUACGAACAACUUCCAGCUUUAAAGGACUUAUUUGUUUGCUAAAAGAGAUAUCGUCAUCCUUGUGAUUCUUACUCAAUGGCAAGCUGUCAUAGCUAUACAGAUCUACUGAUUAGAACCC
This is a messenger RNA of Alternaria alternata, 803 nucleotides long. RefSeq lists its product as hypothetical. The transcript has a single exon. The record is from RefSeq and is a predicted model, not a curated record. NCBI's taxonomy places the organism in Eukaryota, Fungi, Ascomycota, Dothideomycetes, Pleosporales, Pleosporaceae. Bases 272 to 589 code for a protein of 105 amino acids.